AACAAGUGAAAGAUGGGAGUAGACAGCACCGGCAUGGCGACGACGGCGGGGAAGAAGAGAAGGGGAUGUUUAUGCAACAAGGACGACUUCUUGCCUGAAGAGUCCUUCAAGAGCUGGGAAACCUAUGGGAAGGCGCUGGGCGAGACGGUGAUGCGUCUACGGGAUCGGCUCACAUCGCGAUCUCUCGAGCAAACCGAGCUCACGGAGGUGCGUGCACGAAGCGGACACGAGAUGAAGAGGAACCUAUCAUGGUGGGAUCUCAUCUGGUUUGGGAUCGGAGCCGUGAUUGGCGCCGGGAUCUUCGUGCUCACCGGCCAGGAAGCAAAGACCGAGGCUGGCCCCGCCGUGGUUCUCUCCUUCGUUGUUUCUGGGAUCUCGGCGAUGCUUUCCGUCUUUUGUUAUACUGAGUUCGCGGUUGAGAUCCCUGUCGCUGGUGGCUCAUUUGCUUACCUACGAGUGGAGCUUGGAGACUUUAUGGCAUUUAUCGCGGCAGGCAACAUCCUUUUGGAAUACGUGAUCGGCGGUGCGGCCGUGGCUCGCUCUUGGACCUCAUACUUCGCAACGCUUCUCAACCAUGAGCCGAACGAUUUCCGUAUCCACGCCACAAGCCUCGCUGCAGACUACAGCCGACUCGACCCCAUCGCAGUGGCAGUUAUCACGAUCAUCUGCGCCGUGGCCGUCAUCAGCACCAAGGCCACCUCCCGCUUCAAUUACAUCGCCUCCAUAGUCCACAUCCUCAUCAUCAUCUUCAUAGUUGUUGCAGGUCUAACCAAAGCCAAAGUUGACAACCUCACACCAUUCACACCAUUCGGCGCCCGCGGAAUAUUCAGUGCCUCGGCAGUUCUCUUCUUCGCUUACGUUGGUUUCGACGCGGUCUCAACAAUGGCUGAAGAAACCAAGAACCCAGCCAAAGACAUCCCGAUUGGUCUCGUCGGUGCAAUGUCAAUCACAACCCUCGCAUAUUGCCUUCUUGCACUGACUCUUUGUCUAAUGCAACCUUAUCAAAAGAUCGACGCCGACGCGCCGUUCUCGGUCGCAUUCCAAGCUGUGGGAAUGGAUUGGGCCAAGUACAUUGUGGCGUUUGGUGCUCUAAAAGGGAUGACCACUGUGUUGCUUGUGUCAGCCGUUGGUCAAGCUCGCUACUUGACGCACAUUGCUCGCACGCACAUGGUGCCGCCGUGGUUUGCCAAUGUGCACGAGCGCACCGGCACUCCUAUCAACGCUACUGUCGUCAUGCUUAUUGCCACUGCUGUUAUUGCAUUCUUUACGAGCUUGGGUAUUCUCUCAAACUUGCUAUCUAUUUCCACUCUCUUCAUUUUCAUGCUGGUUGCUGUUGCACUGCUCGUUCGUCGGUAUUAUGUAAGUGGAGAGACAUCGGUUGUGAAUCGAAAUAAGUUAGUGGUAUGUUUGGUGCUGAUUUUGGGGUCAUCCGUGGCGACGGCGAUGUACUGGGGGUUGAGUAAGAAAGGGUGGGUGGCCUAUGUGGUGACGGUGCCAAUGUGGUUCUUGGCAACGCUGUAUUUGGCCGUGUUUGUGCCCAAGGCGAGAGCACCCAAGCUUUGGGGUGUUCCCUUGGUGCCUUGGUUGCCGUCGGCCUCUAUUGCGAUUAAUAUUUUUCUUCUUGGAUCGAUUGAUGCGAAAUCAUUCAUGAGGUUUGGAGCAUGGACUGUGUUCUUGUUGGUUUAUUAUUUCUUUAUUGGGCUUCAUGCUUCCUAUGAUACUGCGAAGGGGUCAGAGAUGGUGGAGAAGGUAAAGGGUUUGGAGGAGGGGAGUGGUGGUGGUGGUGGUGGUGAUGGGGAGAGUGGUAAAAGGGGUGGGAAUUAGUGAUGAUGAUGAUAUCAUAAUAAAGAUUGAGAUUGUGUUAGAAGGGGUAUGUAUAUGUUGCAUGUUAGCAUUUGUAUGGAAAUUGGAAUAUUAUGGGCGCUUCAAGUAAAAUUUUUGAAUAUUGAAAGGUUUA
Molecule: messenger RNA, 1957 nt
Organism: Dioscorea cayenensis subsp. rotundata (Guinea yam)
Lineage: Eukaryota; Viridiplantae; Streptophyta; Magnoliopsida; Dioscoreales; Dioscoreaceae
Product: cationic amino acid transporter 1
Exons: 2
Coding region: 13-1824 (603 amino acids)
Biological process (GO): amino acid transport; transmembrane transport
Cellular component (GO): plasma membrane
Molecular function (GO): L-lysine transmembrane transporter activity; L-glutamate transmembrane transporter activity
Source: RefSeq, a predicted model, not a curated record